AUGAAGCUUUCUACUCUUCUUGCCGUUCUGCCCCUGGCUGCAGCCAGCCCCAUUGAGCAACGCUCCGAGCCUGCUCCUCUACUGGUCCCCCGCGGUGCCACUGCCGAAUCCCUCAUUCCUGACAACUACAUUGUCAAGUUCAAGGAGGGCAGUGCCCUCUCUAUUCUUGAAGAUGCUAUGAAGCUCCUCCCUGCUGGCCAUGGAGUCGAGAAGAUCCAGUCUAUCUUUAAGGGCUUCAGUGGUAAACUCAACGCCGCGACUCUUAAGCUGAUCCGCAACCACCCUGAUGUCGAAUACGUUGAGCAGAACCAAAUGUUCCGCACCGACGGCUACGUCACGCAGAACAACGCCGCCUGGGGCCUCGCGCGUAUUUCGCACAACAACCCCGGCUACAACAACUACAUCUACGACGACUCUGCAGGCACCGGCACCUGCGCCUACGUCGUCGACUCCGGCAUCGAUGUGAAACACGUUGAAUUCGGAGGCCGUGCCACCAUGGUCGCCUCGUACAUUGGCAACUACGCCGAUACCUGCGGCCACGGCACUCACGUUGCCGGCACCAUUGGCGGUACCACUUACGGCGUUGCCAAGAAGACUAGCCUCUACGGCAUCAAGGUGCUCGCCUACAACGCCAAUACCGGCCGCUGCGAGGGUCCCAACGACGGCAUCAUCCGCGGCCUCGAGUACGUCGCGACUGAUGCCGCCCGGCGCAACUGCCCUAAGGGCGUGGUUGUCAACAUGUCUCUUGGUGGCGACUAUUCAAAGGCCUCCAACGAUGCUGUCGCUGCUCUCGUGCGAAAGGGAUUCUUUGUCGCUGUCGCAGCUGGCAAUGGCGACAUCUACCAGAACCCCAUCGAUACCCGCUACGUUUCUCCGGCCUCUGAGCCCCUUGCUUGCACUGUUGCUGCCAGUGACUCAAGCGACAGAAUCGCUUCCUUCUCCAACUAUGGUUCUGCGGUGGACAUUAUUGGACCUGGUGUUGGUGUUGUGUCUGCUCGCACCGGUGGUGGCACCGUCUCCAUGUCUGGAACGUCCAUGGCCACUCCUCAUGUUGCUGGCCUUGGUGCUUACAUGUUGAGCUUUGGUGUUGGAACCAGCGGCCUCUGCGAGUAUCUCCAGAGGGGCGCUCUUUCCAACCGUAUCUCUGGCGUCCGCUCUGGCACCAAGAACUUGCUUGCACAGAACGGUGCUUACGCUUAAAUGAUAUGACCUUUAGUGGUCAACCAGGUAGAUAUCAAUGCACAUCAGAG
Molecule: messenger RNA, 1250 nt
Organism: [Torrubiella] hemipterigena
Lineage: Eukaryota; Fungi; Ascomycota; Sordariomycetes; Hypocreales; Clavicipitaceae
Source: the annotation of a GenBank genome assembly